Molecule: messenger RNA, 2616 nt
Organism: Dermacentor andersoni
Lineage: Eukaryota; Metazoa; Arthropoda; Arachnida; Ixodida; Ixodidae
Source: RefSeq, a predicted model, not a curated record
AUGGAUUCCGUUCUGCUCUCAAGCCCCCGAAACCAGCCGAGCGGGCAACGAUCGUUGAGCGGCGGCUGGCCAGAACGCCUGACGUGCGACAGCCAGCUGGUGCCCCCGGCCCGAGACGGGCUGGCCCCAAGGAGCGGAGAAGACGAGGCCCCGCUUGGAGAAGGGGGCCCGCCCGAGGACUGCUCGAGCCGCCAUCGCUCGUCGGCCUACUGCUUGUUCGUGUUGAGCGUGGCCCUGACCACGUCCGCGGUGAUGCUCGUCGCGCCUACCGCACUGCUGACGACCGCCGGCCUACGCGGCCGCAUCUCUCUGGGCGAGGAGCUGCAGGCCACGCUCGACCACACCGUGCACCCGUGCGAUGACUUCUACCGGCCGCUGGAAUGUUGUGAUGGCAGCAGUCUUCUGCGCGUUGAGGCGGACUCCAGACUUGCUGAUGACGUGGUCCAGGAACAGAGGCUCAUCCUGCUCAAGGCCGGCGAGCUUCUGUGCCCAUGGGAAGGGCGAGAGCAGUCUGGCUACGGGCCCGAGUUCUACGCCCAGCAGCCCGGCCAGAACACCGCCGCCGCCGUCUGCUCGUGCCGCCAAGCCGCCUGCCAGAGCAAGGGCGCUCCAAGCCAGAGCAAGGGCGCUCCGGUCGCCCGGUCAGCCAUCCCACACCCCGACCUUUGGCACGUCUGUGGCGCCUGGGACGGAAAGAGGAGGCAUUUCUUGUCCCCCUUUGACAAGUACAACUACGCUUACAGCGAGGGCAUCGUCAAGGACAUGCUGCUCCAACACAUCCCUUUGCGCUCCACCAAGGCUAAAGAAAAGGCCGCAGGGUUCAUGUUCCGUUGCCUCAGCAGGACCGAAGGACAAAACACUUCGAUGCUCAGCGCGUUCCUCAAGGAGCUCGGUCUACCUUGGCCGAGCAGGUCUUCUGCCACACGACCGCAGCUUCUCGGACUUCUGGUGCGUGCGUCGCUGCAGUUUGGCAUGCCGAUGUUCUGGGCUUUCUACGUGGGUCGCCAUCCUCAUAAGUCCUCAGAAAACACAUUAUACAUGACUUUGGACCCACGGUUCGAGCAAUGGAUCGAUGACAUCGAGGCACUCAGGAACGAAGAUAAAGCGCACGACUACCUGAGGCGCUGCGCGGAAAUCGUGGGUGGCAAGGGGCAGUCGUACUCGCGCAUGAUUCGCCACGUGCUACUAGCGCAUGACGCUGUUGUGGAGUUGGUGCGCCUCCGCUGGGGUCCAGACGCCGUGCCUAGGUUCUACAGCUUGAGCGACCCGGACCUUCGCCGGGCAGUGAACGGCCACCUUCCCGACGACUCUCAGCUCUGGCCCGUAGACGAGAUUGUCAACAUGCAGCCCGAUUUUUUCGCUGCCCUGGACGCGACGCACCUGAGCCUGAGUGGUUACCAGGAGCGCUUCAAGCUGUUCCUCGGCGCCUACGUUGUUUGGGUGCUGUCGCCGAUGGUGUCACCGUACUUGACGAGCAGCAUGCUCGCUGACAUGCAUCGACAAGUGAGCGAGAACAGCCACCGCUUCUUCAAGUGUCUCGAGUCCAUGGCCACGUUAUUGCCCCUGGUCAAGUGGCAACUGCACCGAGACGCGCAGGGAGACCUGGCGCCUACUUGGAACAUCUUCCGCAUGGCUGCGCUCUCAACAACCACCUGGUUGAGCUUCUAUAGCGAUACAAUGAGAAAGCACAUGAGGGCCCUCUUGGCGCGAAUGGUGGUGAAUGCCUUCAACAUGACCAACACGUGGGAUAUGCUGGACAACGCGUUCGCCUACCUGCCCAACGACACUAGCGGCACCUUCUUCGAGCUGUACCGGAGACAAGCCAGCGCGACCGUGGCUUUCUUCAAGCAGUCCCUGAACAGGCCGCAGCACAGCAUCUAUCACGUGCCGGGAAUCGCUAGCCACCAACUUUACCGGCUGCUGGUAGGCCGGCAAGUGACCGUGUAUCACUUCCACACAUCUGCGCCGCUCUACAAGCCUUGGUACCCGGUAUCUGUGGUAGCGGCUCUGGCUGGGACUUUCGUUUCCGGUCAAAUCGUCACGCUGAUUCGAUUCGCCUUCUAUUAUGGCAUGCGCUUUGAGGAAUACAGCAAAGAGCAGUUUAAACCAGGAGCGUGGCAGCUCUACAUGGACGUGCUGCGCUUCAUCGCCGUGCUUAACGCAUCCGCCAUCUUGCCUGGUGCGAGCCUUCGGGAACUGCGCGAGGUAUACGUUCAGAGCGUUGGGGCACACAUUGCCAGUGGCCUGUCGGCGCUGAGCGAGGGCAUCCACAGCGGUGGAACACACGCUUUCAGCGGAAUCCCGGCCGAGCAGCUGUUCUUCCUCAUCAAAUGCUUCUCCCUGUGCGGCAAGUCGGGACGCGUGCUUCAGGGAAAUGUGAGUUGCCUGUGAUCGUCCAUCUCGAUGCUGCUUAGCUUAAGACCUGCACCGACAUUAUGCUUCGCUUUACCACCGCAGUAUGACUCAGAAUGGGGAAGACAAGGUCAAAAUCUUCAACUUCUCAUUACCUCAUUAUGACGUUGAACGAGAAAUUUACAGAUGAAGACCAUUUAGCUGUAAGACACUGAUCGCCAUUAUCUUCAGUCAUAUGUUAAAAUCAGUUACUGCAAAACAUGU